Knipowitschia caucasica is the source of this 2178-nucleotide messenger RNA. NCBI's taxonomy places the organism in Eukaryota, Metazoa, Chordata, Actinopteri, Gobiiformes, Gobiidae. The record is from the annotation of a GenBank genome assembly.
AUGGAGCAGCAGAGACUGGAGGUCCUGUCCCCUGAGGGCGAGCUCUUACCCCCUGAGGGCGAGCUCUUGCCCCCUGAGGGCGAGCUCUUGCCCCCUGAGGACGAGCUCUUGUCCCCUGAGGGCGAGCUCUUGUCCCCUGAGGACGAGCUCUUGUCCCCUGAGGACGAGCUCUUGCCCCCUGAGGACGAGCUCUUGUCCCCUGAGGACGAGCUCUUGUCCCCUGAGGACGAGCUCUUGUCCCCUGAGGGCGAGCUCUUGUCCCCUGAGGACGAGCUCUUGUCCCCUGAGGACGAGCUCUUGUCCCCUGAGGGCGAGCUCUUGUCCCCUGAGGACGAGCUCUUGUCCCCUGAGGACGAGCUCUUGCCCCCUGAGGACGAGCUCUUGCCCCCUGAGGGCGAGCUCUUGUCCCCUGAGGACGAGCUCUUGCCCCCUGAGGACGAGCUCUUGUCCCCUGAGGACGAGCUCUUGUCCCCUGAGGGCGAGCUCUUACCCCCUGAGGACGAGCUCUUGCCCCCUGAGGGCGAGCUCUUGCCCCCUGAGGGCGAGCUCUUACCCCCUGAGGACGAGCUCUUGCCCCCUGAGGACGAGCUCUUGCCCCCUGAGGGCGAGCUCUUGCCCCCUGAGGGCGAGCUCUUACCCCCUGAGGACGAGCUCUUGCCCCCUGAGGACGAGCUCUUGCCCCCUGAGGGCGAGCUCUUACCCCCUGAGGACGAGCUCUUGCCCCCUGAGGACGAGCUCUUGUCCCCUGAGGGCGAGCUCUUGCCCCCUGAGGGCGAGCUCUUACCCCCUGAGGACGAGCUCUUACCCCCUGAGGACGAGCUCUUGCCCCCUGAGGACGAGCUCUUACCCCCUGAGGACGAGCUCUUACCCCCUGAGGGCGAGCUCUUGCCCCCUGAAGGCGAGCUCUUGUCCCCUGAGGACGAGCUCUUGUCCCCUGAGGACGAGCUCUUGCCCCCUGAGGGCGAGCUCUUGUCCCCUGAGGACGAGCUCUUGACGAGCUCUUACCCCCCUGAGGACGAGCUCUUGUCCCCUGAGGGCGAGCUCUUGUCCCCUGAGGGCGAGCUCUUACCCCCUGAGGACGAGCUCUUGUCCCCUGAGGGCGAGCUCUUGUCCCCUGAGGACGAGCUCUUGCCCCCUGAGGGCGAGCUCUUGCCCCCUGAGGGCGAGCUCUUGCCCCCUGAGGGCGAGCUCUUGCCCCCUGAGGGCGAGCUCUUGCCCCCUGAGGGCGAGCUCUUACCCCCUGAGGACGAGCUCUUGCCCCCUGAGGGCGAGCUCUUGCCCCCUGAGGGCGAGCUCUUGCCCCCUGAGGGCGAGCUCUUACCCCCUGAGGACGAGCUCUUGCCCCCUGAGGGCGAGCUCUUGCCCCCUGAGGACGAGCUCUUGCCCCCUGAGGGCGAGCUCUUGCCCCCUGAGGGCGAGCUCUUACCCCCUGAGGACGAGCUCUUGCCCCCUGAGGGCGAGCUCUUGCCCCCUGAGGGCGAGCUCUUGCCCCCUGAGGGCGAGCUCUUACCCCCUGAGGACGAGCUCUUGCCCCCUGAGGGCGAGCUCUUGCCCCCUGAGGGCGAGCUCUUGCCCCCUGAGGACGAGCUCUUGCCCCCUGAGGGCGAGCUCUUGCCCCCUGAGGGCGAGCUCUUGCCCCCUGAGGGCGAGCUCUUGCCCCCUGAGGGCGAGCUCUUACCCCCUGAGGACGAGCUCUUGCCCCCUGAGGGCGAGCUCUUGCCCCCUGAGGGCGAGCUCUUGCCCCCUGAGGACGAGCUCUUGCCCCCUGAGGGCGAGCUCUUGCCCCCUGAGGGCGAGCUCUUGCCCCCUGAGGGCGAGCUCUUGCCCCCUGAGGGCGAGCUCUUACCCCCUGAGGACGAGCUCUUGCCCCCUGAGGGCGAGCUCUUGCCCCCUGAGGGCGAGCUCUUGCCCCCUGAGGACGAGCUCUUGCCCCCUGAGGGCGAGCUCUUGCCCCCUGAGGGCGAGCUCUUGCCCCCUGAGGGCGAGCUCUUGCCCCCUGAGGGCUACAUGUGUGGGGGGGUGGGUCAGCAGCGAGCGGCCGAUGCAGAAGCUCAGGACGUGUGUGACGCAGUGAAGGACCAGGUGGAACAGAGAAUGGGACAAACAUACAACACUUUCACAGCAAAAUCCUACAGGAAACAAACAGUCUGUGGAUUCAACUAUUUCAUCAAGGUAUGA